Messenger RNA from Aureobasidium pullulans EXF-150, 1263 nucleotides. RefSeq lists its product as uncharacterized. NCBI's taxonomy places the organism in Eukaryota, Fungi, Ascomycota, Dothideomycetes, Dothideales, Saccotheciaceae. The record is from RefSeq and is a predicted model, not a curated record. Gene Ontology annotation, molecular function: protein binding. The transcript has a single exon. The annotation marks the transcript as partial.
ACGCCCGAGCUGUAUGAGCUGGCUCAUGCUGCAGCAGCCAAGGGAAAUAGUCGUGAAGUACAAUCGAUGGUCGAAUACCUGGUGCGCGACCGUCGAGAAACACCCAACCUUCGUCUAUACUCAAUAUUCAUCCUCGCGAAUGUCCACCCCUCGGAAGGCUCUGCAAGGAGGGUGGUUGGAUUGUUGCAAGAGAUGGAGGAAGAAGGACUACAGAUGAAUGUACAGAUCUGCCAUGAUGUGCUGCGUGUACUCAGCGUGCACAUGGAUUAUCUAUUGCGCAUCGACAUAUUACAAUACAUGCGACGGCAAUGGCUGCAACUGAACAAUGACGGCCAUCACUGGGUUGGCGCUGCCUUGUUCCGCGAAGGUCAACUCGAACUAGGUUUGACCCACCUCGAGUCGAUGCGAAGAGAUAAUAUACCUAUACAAACAUGGCUCUACGACAUAGCCAUGUACUCAAUGCUCGAGACGAACGAGUUCGACGAAGCCUUGGUCCUAGUCAAAGAUCGAAUUGCCGCAGAUGACUGGACCAUCAGCAGAAACCUCUGGACGCACAUGCUCGAUCGAUCAGCAGCAGCCUUCCACUAUUCCAGCACUGUCUAUGUCUGGAAUAGCCAAGUCAUCCCAGGCUACCUGAUUCCCUCCUCAGGCACGUGUCUGAAUGUCCUCACCACAGCCGCCCGAAACGGUGAUGCCGCCCUCGCAACCUCCGUCUUCCACGUUCUAGGCAAACGCAGCACAACCUUCAAACAAAUCCAUUACGAUCAACUCCUCACAACAUACAUGUCCACCUCACCACCCGACCUUCGCGCCGCCUUGACCGUCCUCACAAUCAUGGCAAGCGUCAAGAUUCCUCCCACCGCCGUCUCUACCCGCCCUAUCCUCACACACCUCCGCCGCUACCCUUCCGACUGCACAACAGUCUUCGACAUCCUAACCUCCCUCCACGAAAGCGGCAGAGAACUCCCCGUCGCCGCGCUAAACGUGCUCAUCGAAGGCUAUGUGGAAACCAACCAACUCGAACAAGCACUAGUAGCAUACAAACAUAUGCACCUCUUCGAACGCCUCCCCACCGACAAAAAUGGCAAUCCCAUCCGCCGCUCUCGCCCCUUCUCCACCCUCGAAACCUUCAACAUCCUCCUCCGUGGUGCCGCGAAACCCAUCGCCCAACAAGCAUACUCACUAGCCAUGUUCCUGGUCUCCGAAAUGCUGGCUUUGAACAUCCGUCCUGAUUAUCUAGUCUAUGAUCGUUUAAUCGUCGUA